Molecule: messenger RNA, 2985 nt
Organism: Amphiprion ocellaris (clown anemonefish)
Lineage: Eukaryota; Metazoa; Chordata; Actinopteri; Pomacentridae
Gene: rtn4rl2a
Product: reticulon 4 receptor-like 2 a
Cellular component (GO): plasma membrane
Molecular function (GO): protein binding
Source: RefSeq, a predicted model, not a curated record
UUUUUCUUUUCCUUCUGUGCGUUUCUGUCUGGCUGCAGCGCGCCGGAAGCUGACCAUAAUGGUCUCUGAGCGCACCGGCCAGGAAACGAGCUGUGCGCUCUUCUCCUACCCGUCCUCCGCUCCUCCACAGAGCCCAGUCAUCAUUACCGGGCUCCGUGCCUUGGCUCCCUCCCCCUCCCUCCACUGCUUCAUCCUCAGCCCUCCCUCCCCUUCGCUUCAAUGUACGUCGAAAAAAAGUCUCCUCCUCUCACCGAGUAUGAGCGCACGUCUCCAACCAUCCUUUUACGCGCGUACAAGCUAUCCAAGAGAAUCCCCUACGGUCGGCCCCUCCCCUUUCCGUUCCUUACCGCCCUCACUCAUUCAUGACCCCGAUUGGUGACGUAGGAGAUUCCACGGUGCCCACUGCCGUAGGCAAUAACGGGAUGCUUGAGUAUAUAUGGGCCACUGGUAGCCACCACCAGGCACACUCUCAGUCGCUCCGACUCGGGAACCAGAGCAUCAGCGGAGAUAAGGCUUUACUUCGCCCUCUCAGGCUAACUCGCUUUGGGCUUUGGUUCAGGAUGGAAUCUUCACCUAUUUCUCGGAGCCGACGUUGCUCCAUCAUGCACAACUGCAAAAGCGGUCUCUCCCUCUGGCUGGUGGUGUGGCUGGUCCUCGGCAAGCCAAGUCCGGCAUCGGCGUGCCCGCAUCUGUGCGUGUGCUACCCGACGCCCAUGACUGUGAGCUGCCAGGCGCAGAACUUCACCGCUGUCCCGGUCGGAGUGCCCUACGAGUCGCAGCGUGUGUUCCUCCAGAACAACCGGAUCACGGAGCUUAGAGUUGGCUCUUUUGGCUUCGGAACUCAGGUUCUGUGGCUGUUCGCUAACAACAUCACGUGGAUUGAGGCUGGGGCCUUCAGUGAGCUGAGGGACUUGGAGGAGUUGGACCUGGGAGACAACCCUAACCUCCACAGGCUGGAGGGGGGAGCCUUCCGUGGCCUUGAGAAGCUCCAGAGCCUCCACAUGCACCGCUGCAAGCUCACCGCCCUGCCCCAUGACAUCUUCCACAAGCUGUACAGCCUGCAGUUCCUCUAUCUGCAGGAGAAUAAUCUUCACUUCCUGCAAGAUGACAUCUUUUCUGACCUCAUCAACUUGAGCCAGCUGUUCCUGCACGGCAACCGUAUCCGCACCCUCUCUGAGAAUGUGUUCCGCGGUCUGGUCAACCUCGAUCGUCUUCUCCUCCACGACAACCGAAUCCGCCAGGUGAACCGCCGCGCCUUCCGCGACCUCGGCCGCCUCACCAUGCUUUUCCUCUUCAACAACACCCUGGCCGAGCUGCCCAGCCAGACCCUGCGGGACACCCAGGGCAUUGAGUUCCUCCGGCUCAACGCCAACCCCUGGUCCUGUGGCUGUGAGGCCCGUGCCCUGUGGGAGUGGUUCCGUGAGGCCCGUGUCUCUUCAUCUGAGGUCAUCUGCGCCUCCCCUUCCACCCGCCGAGGACAGGACCUCCGCUUCCUUCGUGAGAUGGACUUCGCCCUCUGCCCCCUGCCCGACCCCGGCUCCAUCGCCGGCUCCACCACCACCACCUUCAGCACCAAGACCCGCUGGUGGUUCCACAAGAACAAGCCCCAGUCAUCCACAAAAGGCGUCUUUGAAAAAGCCUCAGAGACUGUUAAGGCCGGUUUGUAUGGGAAAGGCCCAUCCACGACCACCUCUGUAGUCAAGUAUGAGCUGGGAGAGGAAGAGCUGGCGCUGCCCAAACUAGACCCUGAAGAGUAUUGGGCAAACUAUGGCAACGAGGACUCAGGUGUCACCCUGAGGUGCUUUGAGCUCGAAUGUCCACCUGACUUCGAUCUGACUCCAUCUUCCUCCUCUCCCAGAUCCUCAUCGCCAUCUUACCUUUCACUACUAGCCCUCUCUGUUCUCACCCUUUGCCUCAACCUUCACCUGCUAUUCGGCUGAAUCUGACUCUUAGUACCAUCCCCAUCCCUUCCAGCCUGUUUUAAAGGCUGUGAGGAUCCCUGUUAGACUCUCUGAACCCCUUUGCCCAUUCUGCUGUACGCAAAUCCUCAAGCCACAGCGAGGGAGAUAGGGGGACGGUUAGAUUCUGAAUCUACCACCUACAGGGCUUAACACUUUUCAGGGCUGCUAAGAGUUCUUCAGUAAGUUCAUAUAUCUCUACAAAUGCUCUGCAGGUUUGGCUUUCUGUGUCUUACCUGUAUGAUGUCAUGUUACGAUUCCCUGCAAUCAGGGCUACGAGGGCUGAGUCCAUCUCUAAUAUGAACGCAGUUUGAUAGCAGUCAUUGAAUGAUGUUGUCAAUUUGUCACCUCAACUUAGUUAGUGCUACUAGUGCAUCCAAUUAACUGGUUGCUAUACAAAUACAACAGUUACUGUUAGAAUCAGUGCACAGUAAUGACAAUACUGUAACCACUUAAAGUGUCAUGUAAAUAGGUAUUUAUUCUGUGAGUGUCCAGACUGCACAAUCAUUUUCAUCUUGAUCCAGGAAAACUGUGAAGGCUUGUGCUUCUACAGGACAGAGCACCAUGCGAAGAGAAGAAAACACACUGUGAAGUCGGGAGGGUGAGAAAUAGGAAAGAAAGAGUGAGCAAUGCAGGGACGUCAUCGAAGAACGAAGAGUGACAAAAGGGAGGAGAUUUUUCGAGAGAAGAGGGGGAGAGUCUUAAUGCAGCAAUAAGAGAAGAAGCAGUAAACAGACACAACGAAGGACAGUGCUGGCAGUAGAAGCAGCAAGUUAACAGGAGAUUAGUAAUAAACCAUCAGUAGUUGCUCUUACCCACCCAAGUCAUUCCAUCCACCAUUUUCUUUUUGAAUAUGAUGUUGUUUUGCGACAACCACAGGGAUCGAAUGCUUCUUGUAAGGAAGCCAGAGAUUUUGUUUUUUUUUAGAUGUCUUUCUGUGACAUAUUGAUAUAAUAAUGUGUACUGAUUGUUGACUUUGAAUGCAGAUGAAGCUCUUGAUAUAAAGAUACAAUGAAUAUUUCCUGAA